GGCUGUGACAUCACUAUUUGACAGCGUUUUGCCAAAUUGUUUAGUCAUUCCUAUCCGUAAAACAAAAGAAAAACAUAGCUUGGACUUACUUUUCACCGUUAAAAACAUAAUAAUCCGCAACUAAGCAAGAUGCCGGACUAUCUGGGAGACGACCAGCGCAAGGUGAAGCACGAUGAGAAGGAGGAUAAAGAGAUCAAAUCGCUGGAUGAGGGCGACAUUGAGCUGCUGAAGACGUAUGGCCAGAGCCAGUACCACAAGUCCAUAAAGGCCAUCGAGGAGGAUAUCCAAAAGGCUGUUAAGCAGGUCAACGAGCUGACCGGGAUAAAGGAGAGCGACACGGGACUGGCGCCGCCCGCGCUCUGGGAUCUCGCUGCGGACAAGCAGAUCCUGCAGAACGAGCAGCCGCUGCAGGUGGCCCGCUGCACCAAGAUAAUCAACGCGGACUCCGACGACCCCAAGUACAUAAUCAAUGUUAAGCAGUUCGCCAAGUUCGUGGUGGACCUGGCCGAUUCCGUGGCCCCCACCGAUAUCGAGGAGGGAAUGCGCGUUGGCGUCGAUCGCAACAAGUACCAGAUCCACAUCCCACUCCCUCCGAAGAUCGAUCCCACGGUGACCAUGAUGCAGGUCGAGGAUAAGCCGGAUGUUACCUACAGCGACGUGGGCGGUUGCAAGGAGCAGAUCGAGAAGCUGCGUGAGGUGGUAGAGACGCCGCUCCUGCACCCGGAGAAGUUCGUCAACCUGGGUAUUGAGCCACCCAAGGGAGUGCUGCUGUUCGGUCCCCCUGGCACUGGCAAGACCCUGUGCGCUCGUGCCGUGGCCAAUCGUACGGACGCCUGCUUUAUCCGUGUCAUCGGCUCCGAGCUGGUGCAGAAGUACGUGGGCGAAGGAGCUCGCAUGGUGCGUGAGCUGUUCGAGAUGGCCCGCUCCAAGAAGGCCUGCCUUAUCUUCUUCGACGAAAUCGACGCUAUUGGUGGCGCGCGUUUCGAUGAUGGCGCCGGUGGCGAUAACGAGGUGCAGCGCACCAUGUUGGAGCUGAUCAACCAGCUAGAUGGCUUCGAUCCGCGUGGCAACAUCAAGGUGCUCAUGGCCACCAACAGACCCGAUACUUUGGACCCGGCGCUGAUGCGUCCUGGUCGUCUGGACCGUAAGGUGGAAUUUGGUCUGCCCGAUCAGGAUGGCCGCUCGCACAUCUUCAAGAUCCACGCCCGCUCCAUGUCCGUGGAGCGUGAUAUUCGUUUCGAUUUGCUUGCUCGUCUCUGUCCCAAUUCCACUGGUGCUGAGAUCCGGUCGGUGUGCACGGAAGCCGGCAUGUUUGCCAUCCGGGCACGCCGCAAGGUGGCCACCGAGAAGGACUUCCUCGAGGCCGUCAACAAGGUUAUCAAGAGCUACGCCAAGUUUAGCGCCACCCCCCGCUAUAUGACCUACAAUUAAGUUAAUAUUUACCGGCACUGAUUUGUAUCCUCUGAGAGAGAAACUGUAAAAGAUCCUGCAGCUGGCAUUUCAUUGAAUAAAACUAUAGAACUAUA
This is a messenger RNA of Drosophila kikkawai, 1526 nucleotides long. It is a transcript of the gene Rpt1, whose product is annotated as 26S proteasome regulatory subunit Rpt1. Gene Ontology annotation, molecular function: ATP hydrolysis activity; proteasome-activating activity; ATP binding. The record is from RefSeq and is a predicted model, not a curated record. Gene Ontology annotation, biological process: proteasome-mediated ubiquitin-dependent protein catabolic process. Lineage: Eukaryota; Metazoa; Arthropoda; Insecta; Diptera; Drosophilidae. Gene Ontology annotation, cellular component: proteasome regulatory particle, base subcomplex.